This is a messenger RNA of Polyodon spathula (Mississippi paddlefish), 1210 nucleotides long. RefSeq names its product lysozyme g-like. Gene Ontology annotation, cellular component: extracellular region. The coding region runs from base 175 to 738 and encodes 187 amino acids. Gene Ontology annotation, biological process: peptidoglycan catabolic process; defense response to Gram-positive bacterium. The transcript is spliced from 6 exons. NCBI's taxonomy places the organism in Eukaryota, Metazoa, Chordata, Actinopteri, Acipenseriformes, Polyodontidae. Gene Ontology annotation, molecular function: lysozyme activity. The record is from RefSeq and is a predicted model, not a curated record.
GUUCCAGGUUUAUAAGUUACAAUUUGUAUGUAAAGAACGGGUGUCCUGCCAGACUUGGUUACUGUUCCUGAGGCAAGCUGAUUGGAUCCAGUGGCAAUACUAACCAUCACUGUUACAACACCUGUAUAAAUUGGAAGGCACUGCAGACUGAGGAAGGGAACCCCACACGACAGCAUGAGCAUGGCUUGUAUUUAUGGAGAUGUUAUGAAGAUCGACACUACUGGUGCAUCAGAGAAAACAGCAAAACAGGACAAACUCACAGUGCAAGGAGUGGCUGCUUCUCGUAAGAUGGCGGAGCAUGACCUCGCCAACAUGAACAAGUACAAACAGCUGAUCAUCAAGGUGGGCCGAGCUCAGCAAAUGGACCCGAGCGUCAUCGCUGGCAUUAUCUCCCGUGAGUCACGGGCUGGGACUCAGCUCAAGGACGGCUGGGGAGACCAUGGGAAUGGUUACGGGCUCAUGCAGGUUGACAAAAGACACCACACACCUGCAAAGCCGUGGGACGGUGAGCCGCACCUUACUCAGGGAACCCAGAUUCUGAUUGGCAAAAUCAAUGAGAUCAAGAAGAAGUUCCCGAGCUGGCCUAAGGAGCACCAGUUCAAAGGAGGAAUAUCAGCCUACAACGCUGGAGCAGGAAACGUCCGCAGCUAUGAUAGGAUGGACAUCGGCACCACUGGGGACGACUAUGCCAAUGACGUUGUUGCCAGAGCCCAAUGGUUUAAAACAAAUGGAUACUAAAAUAAAUAGAAAAGGAGCCCCGUGCAGCACACCCUCCUGUUCUGAGUGCAUCUCCUCAAACCUCUUCAUUCAGCCUUGCCAUUGAAGGGGUGUGUACUUUCACACUGUUAUAUUCAAUGAUCAUAGUGUAUCUUCUCUUUUCUAAGUAGGAAAGACUACAAUAGUCAUUAAUGUAGCCUUGCCAUUGAAGGGGUGUGUACUUUCACACUGUUAUAUUCAAUGAUCAUAGUGUAUCUUCUCUUUUCUAAGUAGGAAAGACUACAAUAGUCAUUAAUGUAGCCUUGCCAUUGAAGGGGUGUGUACUUUCACACUGUUAUAUUCAAUGAUCAUAGUGUAUCUUCUCUUUUCUAAGUAGGAAAGGCUACAAUAUUCAUUAAUUUAGCCUUGCCAUUAAAGGGGUGUGUACUUUCACAAUGUUAUAUUCAAUCAUUUCUGUGCUUCUCUUUUCUAAGUAAAAAAGACUACACAUACA